AUGCCUGAAGAAACAGAAAAUAACGAUGAGAUGUCGGAUUCGAAUAGCCAUUCCUCCUCUGAUCCAGAUGAGCCCAAAGGGAAGCUUCGAAAAUGGUGGGAUGCAGUGAAGCAGAAAGUCCAGGACAAUCCCUACGAGGAUAUCCGUCCAGAAACAGGCCUUUUGGUGGACGUAAAGGACAUUUUAGACGAGCUCAACAUUCUAAGAACUUUAGUUCAGGAUCAACAGCAUGUGUACAACCUUUGGAAGGGCACCAAGCACGAUUCCAAGGCUAACCAUUUCCCUCAUAUGACGGAAAGGCAAGAAGACCUCAGAUCCAUGGUGGAUGAUGUUACGAGUAUUCAAGAUGCCAUCAAAUCGCUAUUGGACCUGAAGCAAAAGGAGGCCACUAUCAUCGAAGCACAGACAACACGCAGACAGAGUGACAGUGUCAUGGUCUUUACGGUAGUUACAAUCGUGUUUGUGAGUUUGACUCUUUCUCCCAGCUCUCUGCUCAUAUAG
This is a messenger RNA of Penicillium malachiteum, 501 nucleotides long. RefSeq lists its product as uncharacterized. Gene Ontology annotation, biological process: metal ion transport; transmembrane transport. The transcript has a single exon. Gene Ontology annotation, cellular component: membrane. Gene Ontology annotation, molecular function: metal ion transmembrane transporter activity. Lineage: Eukaryota; Fungi; Ascomycota; Eurotiomycetes; Eurotiales; Aspergillaceae. The record is from RefSeq and is a predicted model, not a curated record. The coding region runs from base 1 to 501 and encodes 166 amino acids.